Molecule: messenger RNA, 6912 nt
Organism: Cricetulus griseus (Chinese hamster)
Lineage: Eukaryota; Metazoa; Chordata; Mammalia; Rodentia; Cricetidae
Source: RefSeq, a predicted model, not a curated record
AUGUACGUCACCAUGAUGAUGACCGACCAGAUCCCCCUGGAACUGCCACCCCUGCUCAAUGGGGAGGUGGCCAUGAUGCCACACUUGGUGAAUGGAGAAGCGGCCCAGCAGGUUAUUCUUGUCCAAGUUAACCCGGGUGAGACCUUUACCAUAAGAGCCGAGGAUGGGACACUGCAGUGCAUCCAAGGACCUGCUGAGGUUCCCAUGAUGUCACCCAAUGGGUCCAUUCCUCCCAUCCAUGUGCCUCCAGGUUAUAUCUCACAGGUGAUUGAAGACAGUACUGGAGUCCGCCGGGUGGUGGUCACGCCCCAGUCUCCUGAGUGUUACCCACCAAGCUAUCCCUCAGCCAUGUCUCCAACCCAUCACCUGCCCCCUUAUCUGACUCACCACCCACACUUCAUUCAGAACUCGCACACCGCUUAUUACCCACCUGUCACCGUGCCUGGAGAUAUGCCACCGCAGUUUUUCCCUCAGCAUCAUCUUCCCCCCACAAUAUAUAGUGAGCAAGAAAUUAUCCCACUGUAUGGAAUGUCGAGCUACAUCACCCGAGAAGACCAGUAUAGCAAGCCACCACACAAAAAACUGAAGGACCGCCAGAUUGACCGCCAGAACCGCCUAAACAGCCCACCUUCCACCAUCUACAAGAGCAACUGUGCAACAGUGUACAAUGGCUACGGGAAAGGCCACAGUGGCGGAAGCAGUGGAGGAGUUGGAGGUGGAAGUGGAGGUGGCCCUGGGAGCAAAAAGUCAGAGCGAAGAGCAAGAAGCAGCCCGAAGUCCAGUGAUUCAGACUUGCAAGAAUAUGAGUUGGAAGUAAAGAGGGUGCAAGACAUUCUUUCCGGAAUAGAGAAACCACAGGUGUCUAAUAUCCAGGCACGAGCAGUUGUGUUGUCCUGGGCACCCCCUGUUGGACUGUCCUGUGGACCCCAUGGUGGUCUCUCCUUUCCUUACAGCUAUGAGGUUGCCUUAUCUGACAAAGGGAGAGAUGGGAAAUACAAGAUCAUUUACAGUGGAGAAGAAUUGGAAUGCAACCUGAAAGAUCUCAGGCCUGCCACUGAUUACCACGUGAGGGUGUACGCCAUGUACAAUUCUGUCAAGGGUGCCUGCUCUGAAGCAGUUAGCUUCACCACCCACAGCUGUGCACCGGAGUGCCCCUUCCCCCCAAAGCUGGCACACAGGAGCAGAAGUUCACUCACCUUGCAGUGGAAGGCUCCAAUUGAUAAUGGUUCAAAAAUCACCAGCUACCUUUUAGAAUGGGAUGAGGGAAAGAGGAACAGUGGCUUCAGACAGUGUUUCUUCGGGAACCAGAAGCACUGUAAGAUGACAAAACUCUGUCCCGCCAUGGGCUACACGUUCAGGCUUGCUGCUCGGAAUGACAUCGGCACCAGUGGCUACAGCCAGGAGGUCGUGUGCUACACUCUGGGGAACAUCCCACAGAUGCCUUCAGCACCCAGGCUCGUCCGAGCUGGUGUCACCUGGAUCACACUGCAGUGGACCAGGCCCGAAGGCUGCUCGCCUGAGGAAGUGAUAACCUACACCCUGGACAUUCAGGAAGAUGAAAACGAUAGCCAUUUCCACCCCAAGUACAGUGGAGAAGAUCUAACCUGUACGGUGAAAAAUCUCAAAAGAAGCACACAGUACAAAUUCAGGCUGACUGCUUCUAACAUGGAAGGGAGGAGCUGCCCCAGUGAAGUCCUGGUUUGUACAACCAGUCCUGACAGACCUGGACCUCCGACCAGACCCCUCAUUAAAGGGCCGGUUACAUCUCAUGGCUUCAGCGUCAAGUGGGAUGCUCCAAAGGACAGUGGUGGCUCCGAAAUCCUUAAGUACCUGCUGGAGAUCACAGAUGGAACUUCUGAAGCUGGGCAGUGGGAAGUGGCCUACAGUGGGUCUGCCACGGAGUAUGUCUUCACCCACUUGAAACCAGGCACUUUGUACAAACUGCGAGCAUGCUGCAUCAGCACCGGUGGGCACAGUCAGUGUUCUGAAAGUCUCCCUGUUCGCACACUAAGCCUUGCACCAGGUCAGUGCCGACCUCCGAGGGUUUUGGGUAGACCAAAGCACAAAGAAGUCCACUUAGAGUGGGAUGUCCCUGCAUCUGAAAGUGGCUGUGAGGUGUCCGAGUACAGUGUAGAGAUGACAGAACCUGAGGACGUAGCUUCAGAGGUGUACCACGGGCCUGAGCUGGAGUGCACUGUCGGCAACCUGCUUCCUGGAACUGUGUAUCGCUUCAGAGUGCGGGCUCUGAAUGAUGGAGGGUACGGUCCCUAUUCUGAUGUGUCAGAAAUCACCACCGCCACCGGGCCCCCUGGGCAAUGCAGAGCGCCGUGUAUUUCCUUCACGCCUGAUGGAUGCGUCUUGGUGGGUUGGGAGAGCCCUGAGAGCCCUGGUGCCGACAUCUCUGAGUACAGGUUGGAAUGGGGAGAAGAUGAAGAAUCCUUAGAACUUGUUUACCAUGGUCCAGACACCUGCUUUGAGAUACAAGACCUGUUGCCUGCUGCACAGUAUUGCUGCAGACUACAGGCCUUUAACCCAGCAGGUGCAGGGCCGUAUAGCGAACUUGUCCAUUGCCAGACACCUGCCUCUGCCCCCGACCCUGUCUCCUCGCUGUGUGUCCUGGAGGAGGAGCCCCUCGAUGCCCACCUGGACUCACCCUCUGUGUGCCUUGUACUGAACUGGGAAGAGCCGUGCAAUAAUGGAUCUGAAAUCAUUGCUUACAACAUCGAUCUCGGAGACACGUGCAUUACUGUGGGCAAUACUACCACACGUGUGAUAAAGGACCUCCUUCCAGAAACUACAUACCGGAUCAGAAUUCAGGCCAUCAACGAAAUUGGAGUUGGACCAUUUAGUCAGUUCAUUAAAGCAAAGACUCGGCCUUUACCACCCUUGCCUCCUAGGCUGGAAUGUGCUGCAUCUGGUCCACAGAGCCUGAAGCUGAAGUGGGGAGACAGUAACUCCAAGACACACGCUGCUGAUGACAUGGUGUUCACACUGCAGUUGGAGGACAGGAAUAAGAGGUUUGUCUCCAUCUACAGAGGACCCAGCCACACUUAUAAGGUCCAAAGACUGACAGAAUUCACCUGCUACUCCUUCCGAAUCCAGGCAUCGAGUGAAGCAGGAGAGGGACCUUUCUCAGAAACCUAUACCUUCAGCACAACCAAAAGUGUCCCUCCCACCCUCAAAGCACCUCGAGUGACACAGUUAGAAGGAAAUUCAUGUGAAAUCUUAUGGGAGACAGUACCACCGAUGAAAGGCGACCCUGUUAACUACAUUCUGCAGGUAUUGGUCGGAAGAGAAUCUGAGUACAAACAGGUGUACAAGGGAGAAGAAGCCACAUUCCAAAUCUCAGGCCUCCAGAGCAACACAGACUACAGGUUCCGUGUGUGUGCAUGUCGCCGCUGCGUGGACACCUCCCAGGAGCUCAGUGGAGCCUUCAGCCCCUCUGUGGCCUUUGUGUUACAACAACGUGAGGUCAUGCUUACAGGAGAUAUGGGAAGCAUGGACGAUCCGAAAAUGAAGGGCAUGAUGCCCACUGAUGAACAGUUUGCUGCCCUCAUUGUGCUUGGCUUCGCAACCUUGUCCAUUUUAUUUGCCUUUAUAUUGCAGUACUUCUUAAUGAAAUAAAUCCAGCACACUAGAGGUGUGAACGGAACGCCACACAUUUUAAUACACAUUUACUCAGAGCCUUUUUGUUCUUUGAUUUAUAUACUUUUCUUGUUUUACAGAUUUAGCUAGGGGAAACAGUCAGUGUUUGCCUGCACCUGUUUGAGAUGCAAAACUAGGAAGAGGUUAAACUGGAUUUUUAAAAUAAUAAUAAUAAUAAAUAAAGGAAUAAAUAACAGGAGAAGGGAGAAGCAGGAAAGCACCAGACACCAGGAGCCAGUGUACCCAGUGAGCUCAUUGUGCCCAGUGAGUCCAAUGUGCCCAGUGCUCAGUGUGCCCUGUGCCCAGUGAGUGCCCCAUGCCCAGUGAGCACAGUGCACCCAGUGCCAAGUGUGCCCAAUACACCCAGUGUGCCCAGUGAGCUUAUGUUUUCAAGCUUUCCAGUAUGCUUCUAUUCUGUUUCCACUGAUGUCUUUUGCAGGCCAUUGAUUUUUUUGUGUGUUCCAGUUUAGUAAUUUAUAUUCACAGUCACUUCUUGAUCGUCUAUAUCUGUAAACCGAAUCACAGUGUAUGGAGUUCAGGGCUGGGAUUUCGCUGUUGUCAGAGUAGUGCCACACAAGAACAUACAGAACAUGUGUGCCUUCGGCUGAGGCCACCUAGACCAUCCUAUCAUCACUCAGUUAUGGAACUGUGUAGCUCAUUUAAAUCAAAGUGUGUACUUUAAUCUAAAUGUUUUACUACUCUGUAUCCCCUAUGAUUUUAACACUAUGAGUUGCCUGUCUAAGAAAUCACAUAACCAAAUGCACCUAUAAAUGAUGGAGCAUUGUAGAUUUCCACGUCAGUCCAUAGCAGUAACUUUAAGAGGGCAUUGUGCAAUAGUUAGUUGUUUCUUGUUCAGCUACUUUAAAAGCUGCUUUAACUUGCCUGUCUGUCUUUGUAUAUAACUACUUCUAAUCUAAUCAGUAGGGUUAUUAUAUUCUGUUAUGUUUCACCAGAAUUAUGUGAUGAGAACUCAUGGCUGUUGAAUGCCUCAUAAUUGUGAGCUGUCUUACAUGUUGGCCCAUUAUUUUUGAAAGAUUUACCUUUGGCUAUCCUCUGGGGUGUCAUUGAAAUGAAUGAAGUUCAGUACCUUAUUCCAGUGCCCAUAAUGCUAAUGCAGCAGUAGAUACAAAUCUUUCUGAUAAAGCCCACAAGGGAACCAUCUACAUUUGUCCUUCUGUUUCUGGGGGCUUGAUCUGGCCACAUGUAGAGAGGGAGUGGUAACUGGCUGUAAGCACAGUGUGUUUGGGGCCAAAGAGCUUGUAAGAUUCUCUCCCUGGAUCUGUCACUAGCUUGCUUUGUGACCUCUCUGUGCCUGUUUUCCCAUGCAUGAGAAAUCAAAUCAAAUCAAAUGGCGGUUCAGUAUCUGUAAGUGCUUUGAGAUUGAGAUCUUGGAUCCACUGGUGCUAUUGGAGUGCAUGUUCAUGUAGUCAUGAGAAAAUCGGUUCUAACCCAAAGUCAUUGGAUUACUCAUGAAGUCCACAAUGUUCGAGUACCUCAGGGACACUUAAGAGUUGGAGGUGCAACUGUAUUCCAAAAGGGUGCAACAGACACAGCCGAUCCCCCUGUUCCUGUUUUUUUGUUUUUUUUUUUUUUUUUUUUUUUUUUUUUUUUUUUUUUUGUAUAUUUUUGCUCCUUGGUUUUUCUUGAUCAUAGCUGUUUUGUGCUUGGUCUAUGUUGUCUAUGAUGCAGUAAGUACCCUGUACUAGCUUAUAAUAUUCCCAUACCAAAGUCAUGGGGAAACCAACAUUAUUUUGUUUUGGGUUUAUUUAUACUAUAUUCUGCAUACAGUACUUUAAAUGCCAAUUACAGUGCAAUCUUUAUUUAUUGUAAAAUUUUUAAAAUGUACUUAUGUACUAAUUUGCCCUCGUAGCAUGUUAUAUUUUGUGUGUUUUAUACUUUUGUAAUUUUAGGUCAGUUUUGUUCCUUGGCAGCAUCUGGAGUAUUAACCUUCUGACAUUUUCUUGUGUUUUUAAAAAUAAGAACAUCUAACUCAUUAAAUGCCAAAAAAAAAUAAAAUCCCAUUAUCAGUGAUUGAAAGGUUUACAUGUACCCAGAAAACCAUAAUCAUCUCUCAGAAGAGUGCUGAGAUCAAUGCAUUAUUGUGUGCCUAUAUUGAUGUAGUCGAGUCCUAGAGAGCUCUGUAUUUUGUUAUUGACUAUAAUAAUUAGUGUAAUUAGACUUGUAAACUGAUGGUAUCAAGGUAAAUAUAUUUUUGCCAAAGCUCUGGCCUUCAGAAACUCAUCCUUUCAUCUAAAUGUGUCAUUUGACCCACUGUGACAUCACAUCUGCACUUUCCGAGACCGUUAAAGCAGGUGAGAGCACAUUGAGUGGAAUAAUUUUGAAAGCUAUCUGUGGGGAGAGUCUUCUUUUUGGAACACUUCAGCACUGCUGCUGUACAGAAGUCUCUGACGUGGUUGAAAGGUUUUAAAGGAAAUAAUACUUCCAGCCAGAAUCUCUAUGAACAUUUGAUCUUCCAGAGAUUUCCAUGCCCUAUGACCAUCAGAAAGCUGAAGUGUGUGACACACGAGCAGACAGCACUUUAUUCUAUUGCUCUCCAUUAUAAUCUCUUCAGUCAGGAAAUGAUUCCUCUACAUGGCACUAUUUUCUAUCACAAGUCUGUAUAUGUGCUGUGGAUAUAUAACUCUAUAUAUAUAUUGUCAUUACAAAGGAACAAUAAGAUAAAGUGUUCUAUUAACCUCCCCUUUGCCCUUUGCCAUAUGUAGGUGUGAGUGAGCGGCUUUCUGAUGCUCUGAUGCUUCUCUGUAUGUCACACGCAUCCCUGACACAGAAAUUCCAGUCACCUGAAGCAAACUGCCCUUUGUCCUCAAUGAAAAUGUUUAACAAGAAAACUUUUUUAAAGGAUAUUUUGCAUAUUACCUGCCUUGUUCUUAUCGAACUUGAGAUGUUGACAUUUUCUAGCCUUGUUUCUUUGGCUACAAUCAUUCAGUAUUUGUGUCAAAAUUGAAAAGUGCCCUAAUAGAAUGUGUUUGAAUGUUAUCCUUGCACAAUUCUUUACAUUGAAAGACGAGAUGUUUUACCUCACUGUUGGACAUACAUUCCAAGCUUUUCAACUUUAGAAGAAAGAAUAAUCAUGUUUUCCUGUCUUGUAAAUUUUAGAUUAUUUCAUAUACAUUGUAUUAAAACUGCCAUAUCAAUUUUAAUGUAUAGAUUUUGCAAAUACUAUGCUAUAUGUAAUACCUAACUGUAUCUGUAGUGUAUAUGUAAUAUAUUUAUGCCCAAUAAAUGUUUUAAUUCUUUCUGACUUAA